AUGGCUCUAGCAUUCGGUAGUAAAGUAAGUAUACUGCUUUCAUUACCUGGAAAUUAUGCAAACAUUGGAGUCGAUGGAAAAAGAUAUUCAAUACCAUCUGAUGUCUGGCUUGGUCAUAAUUAUUCAAGAUUUUUCAAUGAUUCUAGAGACUUUCCACGAGUAGUCGACAAUUUUCGAAACAGGUUUAUAGUUGCACUAAGUGAAAUUAAUAAAGUAUCAGAUGGUAUGAGUAUAUACCUGAAGGUUAAGGAGAUGUACGUCUGUGUUGUUAAUCAAUGGCUCGUGGUUUAUUUGCUCUUGGCAUUAUCUGGAUCAAUUGGAUUAAUUGGAUGUUACUAUAUUCUUAUCAUGAAAUCAAAGUUAAUUAAUAUUGGACCAAAGAGUUUGUUAGCUCUAGGAAUGACGAAUGAGACAAAACAGAUAUUACAUAGUAUUGGAGAAUUCAGUGAGACAAAUAUGUCUACUUUUAAUAAAGAUAAAAUAUGCAUUAUAAACCUUGAUAACCAGACUCCAACUCUUAGCAUUACUCAUAAAGAGCCAACGAAUUGA
Acaulospora morrowiae is the source of this 549-nucleotide messenger RNA. Lineage: Eukaryota; Fungi; Glomeromycota; Glomeromycetes; Diversisporales; Acaulosporaceae. The record is from the annotation of a GenBank genome assembly.